Messenger RNA from Xylaria bambusicola, 3486 nucleotides. RefSeq names its product cysteine proteinase. The transcript is spliced from 8 exons. NCBI's taxonomy places the organism in Eukaryota, Fungi, Ascomycota, Sordariomycetes, Xylariales, Xylariaceae. The record is from RefSeq and is a predicted model, not a curated record. Gene Ontology annotation, cellular component: nucleus; cytosol. Gene Ontology annotation, biological process: protein deubiquitination; regulation of protein stability. Bases 1 to 3486 code for a protein of 1161 amino acids. Gene Ontology annotation, molecular function: cysteine-type endopeptidase activity; protein binding; cysteine-type deubiquitinase activity.
AUGAUGGUCGACUCACAAGACGACAUGGUCGUCGAACCGGCCCAGAACGAGAGGGAUCAGGUUGCUAUCAUUGAACCCGACCAGCUUGACAACGAGUCGGAGACGCUUGAGAGCGUCACUCUAGCUACAGACUAUGAUGCCAUGAAAGAGAUUGUCCUACCACCACUUCUUGAAGAACCUAAGAUACUAGAAGACGCAGUAAAUACAUGGAAGGUCGAGAAUUGGAGUCGCCUUGCUAAGAAGGAACACGGUCCUACAUUUCAAGCUGGCGGCUACCCAUGGCGCAUCCUCCUUUUCCCGUUCGGCAACAACGUCGACCAAUCCUCGAUAUACCUUGAGCACGGUUUCGACGACCUUAACAGUGUACCGGAUGAUUGGAGCUGCUGUGUACAAUUUGGCCUGGUGAUGUGGAACAUGAACGACCCUUCUCUUUUCGCUCAUCAUACUGCGCACCAUCGUUUCACUAAAGAAGAAAGCGAUUGGGGCUUCACUCGAUUUCUCGAGCUCCGGCGCAUGUUUCAGCAGCCAUGGAAUAACACUGGCCGCCCGCUGGUCGAAGAUGAUGCCUGCAACAUAACUGCGUACGUUCGUGUUGUGGAGGACGAAACCGGUGUCCUAUGGCAUAACUUUAACAACUAUGAUUCCAAGAAGGAGACUGGAUUUGUUGGUUUGAAAAACCAAGGCGCCACAUGCUAUCUAAACUCGCUUUUGCAAUCCCUUUACUUUACCAAUGCAUUCAGAAAGGCUGUUUACCAAAUACCCACGGCGGAAGAUGAGAGUAUCCAAAACAGUGCAUAUACCCUGCAGCGACUUUUCUACCAAUUGCAAAUAUCUAACUCCGCCGUUGGAACUAACGAAUUGACGCGAUCAUUUGGCUGGGAUACGCGACAUAUUUUUGAACAGCAGGAUGUACAAGAAUUGUCACGUAAACUCAUUGAGCGCAUGGAGGAAAAGAUGAAAGGAACAGCUGCUGAAGACUCACUUCCCAAGAUGCUAAGUGGAAAGGUUAAGACAUAUGUCUCUUGCAUCAACGUCGAUUAUGAGUCCAGUCGGAUUGAAGAUUUCUGGGAUAUCCAACUCAACGUUCGAGGUAUCCCUAACCUGCAAGAGAGCUUCAAAGAUUACAUUCAACAAGAGACGUUGGAUGGUGAUAAUAAGUAUUGGGCUGGAGACGAACACAAGUACCAGGAUGCACGCAAAGGUGUUGUAUUCAAGAGCUUUCCGGAAGUAUUGCAUCUGCACCUAAAACGAUUCGAGUAUGACAUUCAGCGCGACACGAUGAUGAAGAUAAAUGAUCGUUUCGAGUUCCCAGACAGAGUGGAUCUCGCACCAUACCUCGAAAAAGACGCAGAUAAAUCUGAGUCAUGGAUCUACAAAUUACAUGGUGUGCUAGUACACAGCGGUGACCUGAAUGCUGGCCAUUAUUACGCCUUCCUGAAGCCUAACAAGGAUGGCUGGUUCUACAAAUUUGACGAUGACAAAGUCACGAAAGCUACCAUGAGAGAAACUCUAGAGGAGAACUUUGGUGGUGAAUACAAACCUUCGCUUAUACCGCCUCGAUCAGCGUUCCAAAAGAGGACACCUAUUAUGCGUCAAAUGAAUGCGUAUAUGUUGGUAUAUAUUCGAGAAUCUCGUCUGGACCAAGUCUUGACUCCGGUAAAUCAAGAGGACUCUCCGCCUCAUUUGCAAAAGCGCUUGGAUGAAGAGGCAGCUGCUCGGGAAGCCAAGCGCAAAGAGCGCGAAGAGCAACACCUCUAUCUUCCUGUCAAAGUUAUCACGGAAGAUGCCUUCAAGAACCAUCCUGGGACUGACCUCACCAAUUUUGAAUCAAAUCCAGCGGAUGAUCCUGCUGCGCCAAGAUUCUACAAGCUGAGGAAACAGAUCUCUAUGGAGGAAGCAGUAGCAACAAUUGCCCAAGACUUAGGCCAGGACCCCAAGAGGCUUCGCCUUUGGAUCAUGGUUAAUCGUCAGAAUAAAACAACUCGCCCCGAUCAACCAAUAAUGGAUCUCCGGCCAUCGAUCGAAGAAACUCUUUCGCGCGCCGUGGGUACCAGCCGUGACAGCGUGCUUCGCGUGUGGGCCGAGGUUACUGAUGAAGUAGAUUCUCAAGGCAAUGCGAUUUGGCCGACGUACCAGAGUAAUGCUAAUGGAGUAGUUGUCAAGAACGACCUUAUCCUCAUAUUCCUUAAGCACUUCGACGUGGAGCAACAGAAGCUUCAUGGUAUUGGUCAUAUCUACGUCAGUAAAGAAAGGAAGAUAGAAGAACUGGUUCCCGUGAUUGCCAAGAAGAUGGGCUGGGGCGAGAAAUUACCUGCGGGAGAACAGUUGGCUAUGUGGGAAGAAAUCAAACCUUCGAUGAUCGAGGCGCUCAAGGCUAAGCAGAGCCUUAAGGCGGCAGAACUGCAAGAUGGUGACAUCAUAUGUUUCCAGCGUAUCAGCGAGCGCAAAUCGCCAGCCGAGGUACUUGGGAAAAUUCCCCGUCUCGGAGACAAGACUUCGGAGGAGCCCAAGCGCUGGGAUCGAUUUGACGACGCGAAGAGUUUCUAUGAUUUCCUUUGCUUCAAGCGGGAAAUUCGAUUGGAUCCUCACCCACGGUGCGAGAAUCCUGACUUAGAGAGCUUCAUUUUGACAUUGAGCUCGAAGGUCACCUACGAUCAGCUAGCUGAACGCGUUGGCGAGCAUCUUAGCAUAGAGCCGACGCAUUUGCGAUUCUUUACUGCGAAUGCUUCGACAGGCGCUCCAAAAGGGGCGGUACGACGAGUACCCAACGCCACGCUUGCACAGAUCUUGAACCCGCAGAACUAUACUCAGCAGAGCCUCCAAACCAAAGCCAAUUCUCUUUAUUACGAAGUCUUGGAGAUGAGUCUUGCAGAGCUCGAUACGAAAAAGAAUGUGAAAAUAACGUGGUUGAGUGAGGGAAUCACCAAAGAUGAAACCUUUGACAUUCUUGUGAGCAAACAAGGACAUGUCGAGGACCUCAUACAAGCACUCGUCAAAAAGGCACAGAUCAAAGACGAGAACGAAGGUGGGCGAAUAAGAGUUUAUGAGAUUCAUAAUCAUAAGCUCUUUCGCGAGCUUGUGCCCAACUAUCCUGUUCUUAGUAUAAAUGACUACGUCGACAUAAUAGCAGAACGGGUACCAGAGGAAGAGAUUGACGCACCAGAGCAGGACUUCAUCAAGGUGAUCCACUUUCAAACCGAUCCGAACCGAACGCACGGCAUUCCUUUCAAGUUCCUUCUUAAGGAUGGUGAGGUAUUUUCAGAGACCAAGAAGCGCCUUGAGAAGCGAACAGGCAUAAAAGGCAAAGCAUUCGAGAAAAUCAAGUUUGCUAUUGUGCGAAAGUAUCAAAAGACACCAACAUACAUAACAGAUGAUGAUAUUUUGUACGACGAAGGAAAUACUAUUGAGGAUGAUGCUAUGCUGGGCUUGGACCAUAUGGACCGUACCCGAACAAACAGAAACGGCGGGGAGAUGUUCCUCAGGUAA